AAUGAAACGUUUCGUUUUUAGUUUGCUGGCAAUUAAAUGCUUCUCUCUCUAGCAAUAACAGAAACUGGCAAAAAGAAAAGCCCUCAGUGCCUUUUUCUUUUUCUCUCUCUUCCUCUUUUGUAAUUAAUUAAUUAAUUACUUUUUUUCCAUUGCUCUAGAUAGAGUGAGAGAAGCAAGAAAGUCUUUGAAACUCUCUUCUCUUCUUCUUAGUUGUGUUCAGUGUGAGUUGGAGAACACAACCGAUAUACGCUGUCGUUUCUGCUUUGCGCACGUCGGCCGGUGUUUUCUGAUGAAUGUGAAUGUGAAUGUGAAAUGAUGGAAUGACUACAUAGUGGAGUCGGUUGAAAAUGCCUAGUAGCAAGGUUUAUCUGACGUACAAACGAAAGCUACCAUUAUCUAGAACUGGCAUUGCCCAUCAAAAUGGGUGCCAUAAUUCACUUUCUGAAGGACCAAGUGACACUGAUGUGACUGCCCCAGAUAAGCAUGAUGCACCAGUUGAUGAGCACAAAUCAGAAAAUCAGCAAAGGAAUUCAUUGAUAUUUCCUGGAUGUUUUGUAUGUGGUGUCACAGCCAACCUGCUGCAAUGCAAAGACUGCCAUCAACCUUAUCAUCAGGAGUGCCUUGAUAGGUUGCCUAAGUCGAAGCAUAUUCUGAACAGGGAAAGUGUGAGCUGUGGUUGUAAACUACAAGAUUCUUCUGUGCUUCAGCCAAUCCAAAAAUCAAGCAGAUUGGAAACAAUGAAACACACUGGGGGACCUGAUAAGAAACUAAUGACUGUUAGUUCUUGUAAAUCACCUGUUGUGGGGAUUCUUGGCGAGGGCACCUCUGGGAAGGACACAGAGGCACAUAGUUAUCUGGAUAUAUCCUUGAAAAGUAAAUUACAUCAUGUUCAAGUUAAUUCAUGUUCAGUCAUGAAUGUAGAUUCUGAAGAGAAAUUAAUUUCUCAGUCAACAGGGAUCAAUACCGGAGCGAGUUUGGAUUUUAUCAGCUCAAAAUCAUCCUUAGAAGGUAGUUGCAAUGCUGUGUGUGAUACUGGUUCAUGUUUUCUGAAAGCAUCAAACUUGGAAGGCACUGGUACAAACUCUAAAGAUAAGUCUACUGACAGUACUGGCUGUUUGCAUGGGCCAACCAAGUUGAGUAAUCCAUUAAUUACUUUUAGUCGAAGAUGUAAAAGGAAAAAAGACGAUACUGAGGAUGAUAUAAAAAGUUCAUUUCUUGAGGAGAAAAAUUGUUCAUUUCUUACCAAAUGGAGUAAAACCACUGAUGGUGCAGCUUCUCUUAAGGUCUCCUUUGAAGAUAAUUCAAGAGAAAUGGAGAUACCCAGGGUGGACAUAGAUUCAGGGAAUAUGUUUCAUCAAAAUCAAGAUAAUAUAAGAGCUGUUGAUUCUGCACACAUUCAUGCGAAUUUUGCUUUGGAAGCUAAGACUUUGACUUGUGAAGAAAAAAUAUCCCAUGGUUCUAAAAGCAAAUCCAAUGAGAUCUCACCUAUCAGCAGACAAGGGCAGAUUUUCAGAGUUAACGUGAACACUGUAGGAGCUCCUCUGGGCAGUUUACAGAUCUCAUUGAAUGAUGCUGCUAAGGAUCCUUGUGAAGCUAGAGUCACAGAUACAGAGUUGGUAAACACUAAAUGUCAAGGUGAAUCUGAAAUUCUGUCGAGUGAUGGUGCAAAAGCAACGAUAGUUCCUGAUUACACAAAAGAAAGAAAGCAACCUUAUUUGGAUAUGUCUGUUACUCCUGAUUCAUGUGGGACAUUGGACCAUGAUGUCAAUUUGGAUUUGGGCAGUCAAAAGGAGCCUGCUCAUGGUGCUUCAGAAUCUCUUCGAGGCUCAAUGGACUCCACAAGCAGAAGUCAUGCUACUGUUUUAGAUCGAAUGUCCCCUUCUGAAUUAUUGCAAUGUAAGAAUAAGAGAGUGGAGGAAGUCUCACCAGUUCAUUCAACAAGGGUAUUUAGUGAUGCAUCUACUUCAGAGGAAGAAGCUGGUGUCAACUCAAAAGAUAAUGAUGUAGACUGUCAUGAGUUCUCCAUGGACAAUACAUCAAAAAAUGAAUGUCUGCAGCUAUUUUCUGAAGAAAAAGGCAACAGUUUCCGCCUAGCAAUUACAAAGCCAGAAGUUACUGCCAGCAUGGUUUUAGAUGAAAGCAAAUCUCUUCAUUUUGGAAGCGACUAUAAUCAGAUGAGACAGACUUCAUUUGGUUCUCUAUUAGAUUUGGGUUUAUCCCUGCCAACAGAGCCUAAUACGGACCAUUCUUAUUCGAAAAAGCGCUCCAUCACAUCACCAAUUUGGAACUCUGAUUGUAAAAUCAGAGAUUUUGUUCAAGAUGCACUGCCUCAAUCUUCUUCUAACCAUGCAGCUUCAUUGCUGAGACAUAAGCUGAUGCUUGAUAGUAUUGUAACUCAAGCAAGUGCUUUGAAUGCAAAGGGUGCUUUUCAAGACAAGUUUAAGUCAUAUACUAUGUGGUCAGAAGAAGAACUUGAUUCUCUUUGGAUAGGUGUGAGGAGACAUGGAAGAGACAACUGGCAUGCAAUGUUAAGGGACCCAAGACUCCAUUUUUCUUCUUGGAAAAAAGCAAGGGACCUUUCUGAGCAGUGGGAGGAGGAGGAAGCUAAACUGCUGAAUGGCACUCAUGUUUUACAAUUCAAGUCUCCAACAACACAUGGUGUUUAUUCGGACAAUAACAGUCACUACAUGUGCACAAAGACUGGAAUCUGGAGAGAAGAUGCAACUGAGGAAACUAGACUUUCACUAGGAGAUGUAUAUGCUCAUAGAACUAACAGCAGCUCAAAGAGGCGGCGUGCCAACUUACUUGGUGUUGAAAGUAAUGACAUCAAAAAGCAACGUAGACCUGCUACUUACCCAAGGAAUGCAUCUUAUCCAGAUUUUCAGGGUGAGAUAUGUAGCAAGGGAUCAUAUGGUCAUUUUGGGUGUAUGACUAUGCCAAGGUGUGAUCCAUUGCUAAUUAAUACCCCUUUCACUGCCUUGGCAUCCAAAGGUAAUUUGCCUCACUGGCUAAGAGAAGCAGUAAAUACUCCUCCAAGGCCAAUGAAGGCAACUCUACUCCCUGAUUUUUCAUCUAUUGCUCAUUCUGGGGCAAAUAGGUUUUUCAAGCCAUAUCCAGAUCCUCGCGAGCUACACUUUAGUGGCAUGAUGACUCGUAUAGAUGAAGAUUUUAGUGGUAUAAGGGCAAAUGAGCUGCAGCCAUCUGGUAGUGCUCAUCAUUACAAUGUCUCCUUGGGAAUGAGACAUGGAAAUUCUGACAUGUGCAGUUCGAAAGGUCUUGUUAAUAAACCAGACAACUUGAUCAUUAUUGAUAGUGAUGCAUCAUCUGAGGAGACUAUAUCAGAUGAUCAUAGUGCUAGGCCCUAGUUUUGAAGAGAUUAUGUAAGCGAGACUCUUUUCUCUAGUUUUCUCAAAUGUAUUCACUGUCUGCUGUACAGUUUUGCAGUUUAGCAUUUUGUAAACAGGUUCCAACUGAUUUCCUUAUCGGUAUUAGACCCACUAGUUGAUGUAGUAGUCUGCUUCAUACUCUCUAGAGGCUAGCAGUAUCUGGAAAAUUAUUUUACUGGACUUGUAAUGAUCUGUGUAUUUUUCAUGGCCUUGGGAACAGAUCACUAGUUUCAACA
Molecule: messenger RNA, 3622 nt
Organism: Hevea brasiliensis (rubber tree)
Lineage: Eukaryota; Viridiplantae; Streptophyta; Magnoliopsida; Malpighiales; Euphorbiaceae
Exons: 8
Coding region: 348-3365 (1005 amino acids)
Source: RefSeq, a predicted model, not a curated record